CGCAGCGGGAGGCCUUCUUGCUCCCUCCCUGGGGUCGGUGCCUGCAGCCAGCAGAGCGAAGGGGCCUCCCUAAAGAGUUGGAAUUUGGAGGGAAUUCCUCAUAUACAAGCUUCCAUCUCUUCCUGUCUCAGCUGGACAACUUUUUCAGACUGUCUCUUCCCAGAAUGUCAGGAGAGAUCACAGCAUUGGCUUACCAUGCUCCAAAAGAACAAGAAGAACUUAUAAUUGUGAAGGUUGAAGAAGAGAAUUAUGUUUGGGGGCAGGACUUUGGCCUUCAGAGGAACUCCCAGAGCCAAGAGUUCUUCCGACUGCGUUUCAGACAGUUCAGUUACUCUGACUCCAGUGGGCCCAGAGAAGCUCUGAGCAAGCUCAGGGAGCUUUGCUGUCGAUGGCUGAAACCAGAGGCACACUCCAAGGAGCAGAUAUUGGAGCUGCUGGUGUUGGAGCAGUUCCUGGCCAUCCUGCCUGAGGAGCUGCAGGGCUGGGUGCGAGAGCAGGGGCCAGAUGAUGGAGAGGAAGUUGUGACUCUGUUGGAGGAGCUGGAGAAAGAACUUGAUGAACCAAGGCAACAGGACUCUGCUCAUGGCCAGGAAAUGAUCUGGAAGGAAACGACACGCACAGGACCUCUGAAGUCUCUAAGUAGCCCACUUCAGCAUUUGGAGAACCAGUGCAAGAGUGAGACUCAGGAGCUCCAAGUUUUCCAUGAGAGAGAUGGCAAGAUGGUGGCUGACAAAGUGUUGACAGAAAAGCAAGAAAUUGUUGAAUGUGUAGCCUCAACUGCUCUGAUAUCUCCAGGAAGACUUACUGGGGAAAUUGCUUCAGUACAGAUAGUUGAAGAAACUUUGGGAGGUCGGGACAACUCUGAGAAGCAAAGGGGAAGUGCUGCAAGGAACAAAAUGAGUCAGCUCCCUUCCCAGGAAAGACAGUACAGUUUGGCAACCUUCAACAAGAAAAUCCCCACAGAGCAGAGUGUCCUUGAGGGUCAUGGAACUGAAGGAAAUCUCAGUCUGAACUCAAAUGAUAUUAUACGGCAGAGAAUUCACACAGGGGACAAGCUCUAUCAGUGCUUUGACUGUGGGAAAACCUUUUGCCAGAGCUCAAAGCUGAUUAGACAUCAGAGAAUUCAUACUGGAGAGAGACCUUAUGCAUGUAAAGAAUGUGGCAAAGCCUUCAGUUUGAGUUCAGACCUUGUUAGACAUCAGAGAAUACAUAGUGGCGAAAAACCAUAUGAAUGUUGUGAAUGUGGAAAAGCUUUCAGGGGCAGCUCAGAGCUCAUUAGGCAUCGGAGAAUUCACACUGGAGAGAAACCUUAUGAGUGUGAGGAAUGUGGGAAAGCCUUCAGCAGGAGCUCAGCUCUUAUUCAGCAUAAGAAAAUUCACACUGGCGAUAAAGGCUACGAAUGUAUUGAAUGUGGUAAGGCUUUUGGUAGGAGCUCUAUCCUUAUUGAGCAUCAGAGAAUUCACACUGGAGAGAAACCUUAUGAGUGUAAUGAAUGUGGAAAAUCCUUUAAUCAGAGCUCAGCCCUUACCCAGCACCAGAGAAUCCAUACUGGGGAGAAGCCUUAUGAAUGUAGUGAAUGUAGGAAAACAUUUAGGCAUAGGUCAGGUCUUAUGCAGCAUCAAAGGACACACACCAGAGUUUAACUCUGAAGAAGAGUUGUACAAUUGUGAAAUGCAAGGAAUUUGCUUUGAGGAUGAGACUCAACAGAAGAUAGAAUUUUCUUGAGAGCAGGGUGAUUGUCCUUCCAGCCCAAUUCAGUUCUGUAAGAGGACAUGGUUGUUAUGAUUGUUAAGGGUAAAAUGAAAGAAUUUUUUAAAAGAAUUCAGGUCUUCUCUGAAAAGAAUGGUGAGUAUUUUCUAGAAAUGCCUAACUAUCUGCACAAGGUCUCUCAUGAAUACCUCCUUCACCUACUCUUCACCAACCCAGAUAAAACUGCCACUGGGCACCUUCACAGUAAGUCCAGAACUCCUUACAUGAUGGCAAGGAUAGGAUCCCUGCUCAGCAUAUGUGCAUUUGGCAGGUGAAGGCAUGUGCUGAGAGUUAUUCAACUACCUGAAAUGUUGACAUGUAUGGUUGUGAAAUGUUGAAUUAUGUCCUGGAUCAGUUUAAAAGCAUCUGAGGCAGUUUGAUAUUAUCUGAGGAAUGUUGGCUCAUUCUUCUCAUGUCCCAUUUCUCUCCACAACCUGUGAUUCCUACGGAGGUCACUUCAACUCUGCUUAUUUAUUAAGCACUUGCUGUGUUUAGCCAUCUGGGGCAGAUAUGGUCAUUACUGUUCCAGAGUUAAGGGUUAAUGGAAUAUACAUAUUUAUUAAAUAAGUAAGUAAAGUGAAAUAAGUGCUUUGAUAGGCUAAAUCCAGGAUUCUAUUGAAGUACAUGGCAGGGCUAACUUACCUGGUCUCUAAAGACUUCUUGGAUGUGAUAACAUCUCAGUUGAGACCUAAACUGUAGAAGUUAGCCAGAUCAAGAGCAGAAGAAAGCAGAGAUUACAGCACAUACAUGGCAUGAAAAUAAGAGAAUCUGGAGACAUCAGGACUCCACUCCAGCAGGAAUUAGUUGUCAUAGACUGUGACUCAGAAGUCAGGACAUAUGCCUAGAAGACCUGUUGGUUUUUCUCUUCCUGUUUAUAAUCACUAUACAGACCUAGUGACCUAUUAAAUCUUCAAGUACUCAGAAUUAGGGUGGUAGAAGACUCCGGUACAUCUUAUGGAAACAGGCAUGAUGCACACCAAGUAAAGAAAACACAUUGGAGGCUAAAUAGAAACAGUGGGGUCUGGAGUGUGUUCCAUGACCCUGAGGCUCAGGAAAUGGGAUACUUCCAGGGACACAGCAAUGAGAAGUUUGCCUUCCCAGACCCUGCUAUUCUUCAUUCCUUGAUCCUUCCCCUCAGCACCAGGUUUGCAAACCCUGAGCCACUUGAAGGCAAUAAAUAUUUGUUGACUUAACCACAUUUCUCAAAAUUAUACUUCCCUAUUUUUUACUUUGGCAGUUUUGCUUAACCCACAAUUGUUGAGGGCAAUUAAUACUUAAGUAUCAUUUUUUUUGAAGACUUGGUGUUCAUAGCUAUUGUGGGUAAGAGAUGAAAUUGGGAAGGAUUUUUGUGCCCAAAGGUUGCACAGUUGUCAUUGAGAUCAACCAUAAGUUUAAAUGGAUCCUUCACAUGGAAUAGUGAGUUGCCUUUUCCUGUAGGUGACAAUCAUGUAAUUUAAUGUUUUAAACACCAUUUGAUGGUUUUUCCUUAUUGCAAAUGUUGAUAAUAUAGGAAGUACAAACUACCCACAAUUCUUUUACCCAUAGAAACACUGUUAAUAUUUUAGAGUACUUUGUUUUUCCCCCCAAUCCUAAUAUUUUUGGCAAAAAUCUUGUAAAUAAAUUAGUUACUAAUUUUAACAUGUUGAGUAGACACUUUAAUUGCUUAGUAUAAGAAUGUAAUGCAAGAUGUAAUAAAAUUUGAGCUUUAAAGUUUUGUUUUGAAAUUAUUCAUUCAGGAAUAGGGAGCACACUAACAUGAAUAGAGACAGGGUAGGAGGCAAAGUGGUUAUAGGAAUAAUUCAGGGAAUUAGUGUUCUCAGUUUCUAUAUUCUGGGCCAAAGUGUCAGGAAAUUAUGACAUCUAGUCUCUAGGAUUGCAGUUCGCCAGCAAAGUCACAAGACGGAACAUCUGGUGGUGGU
This is a messenger RNA of Sciurus carolinensis (gray squirrel), 3668 nucleotides long. It is a transcript of the gene Zscan30, whose product is annotated as zinc finger and SCAN domain containing 30. Gene Ontology annotation, biological process: regulation of transcription by RNA polymerase II. NCBI's taxonomy places the organism in Eukaryota, Metazoa, Chordata, Mammalia, Rodentia, Sciuridae. The record is from RefSeq and is a predicted model, not a curated record. Gene Ontology annotation, molecular function: RNA polymerase II cis-regulatory region sequence-specific DNA binding; DNA-binding transcription factor activity, RNA polymerase II-specific. The coding region runs from base 165 to 1643 and encodes 492 amino acids. The transcript has 4 exons.